Molecule: messenger RNA, 1916 nt
Organism: Lotus japonicus
Lineage: Eukaryota; Viridiplantae; Streptophyta; Magnoliopsida; Fabales; Fabaceae
Exons: 3
Coding region: 377-1744 (455 amino acids)
Source: RefSeq, a predicted model, not a curated record
AACAUUGUUGAGAGAGCCAUCCGGAGCCACGUGGCAGCUCCGGAUUGGAGCACGUUGGGCGCGUGCACGACACGCGCCGACAAGGCGCGUGUCGUGUCAGUUGGAGAGGAGAGAGAGGACAGAGAGGAUAGGAUGGGACGCGUGGCAGCGUCCCAUUGGCGGACCGGAUUUUUUUUUUUUAAAAACUUUAAACUGAAUUAUCUUGUUGAAAAAAAAUAAUUUUAAUUUUUUUUUUUACCAAAAUUCAUAACUUUUUUUUCUCUAUAAAUAGAGACUUGGUUUGUUAGAUUUGGACACAGAAAAAAAAACCAAGUUUUUCCCCAUCUUAUUAUCUCUCUCACCAUCUUAUUAUCCUUCUAUUAGCAUUUGUUUUGAAAUGGAUCCCAACAAUCAUCAUUACAACACCCAGAAUUCUUCAAGCUACCCAAUUUCCAACCAAAAUCCCAACAACUAUGAAGAUCCAAAUCAAUUUUCUUACCCACGUCCUCAAAAUCCCACCAAUUAUCAGGUCCCACAUCAAUUCUCCAACCAACGUCCUCAAAAUCCAAACUAUUUUCAAGUCCCACAUCAAUUCUCCAACCAACAUCCUCAAAAUCCAAACUAUUAUCCAGAUCCAAAUCAAUAUUCGAACCAGUCAUCAUUUGUUCCAAACUCUCAUCCAUCUUAUGGAUCUGUGAGAUAUCCAUCUCAAACACCCCAGUCUAGUGGUUAUAUGCCAAUGGUUCGUGAAAAUUUUCCUAGUGUUGAUGGACCGGAAUUUUCAACACAAGUCAAUCUUGGUGACGGGUCAGCUGAUAAUGAAGUCAAUGAAGUCACUCCUAAGAGCAAAAAAACGCAUGCACCCGCAUGGAACACUGCACAAAAUUUGGUGCUAAUUAGUGGGUGGAUUAACUGUGGAACAAGCAGUGUUGUGGGGAAAAACCAGAAAGGAGAAACAUUUUGGAGAGAUAUUGCUGAGUAUUGUAAUGAGCAUUGCUCAUUCGAUCCUCCGCGUGAUGGAAUUGCAUGUCGAAACCGUUGGAAUUAUAUGAACAAAAUACUGGGUAAAUGGAUUGGCGCUUAUGAUGCCGCUAAGCGUCAACAAGGAAGCGGUUGGUCGGAUAAUGAUGUUUUGGCAAAAGCGCAGGAAUUAUUCGCAUGUGGGAAGAAUGUUCAAUUUACUUUGAUGGAAGAAUGGAUCGCUCUCCUUAUUCUUGAAGCAGUUGCAUCUCAUGAUCUAUGGAUCUGGCAUGGAAAGGCUCCAACUGUGAGUUUCAUUGUGAAUCAACGUCCCUAUAAUAUGGCAUACUAUCUAGCUGAUGGUAUCUACCAUUCUUAUCCAACUUUCGUCAAAUCGAUCAGACUUCCUCAAAGUGAACCGGAUAAGUUGUUUGCACAAGUUCAGGAGAGAUGUCGGAAGGACAUCGAACGUGCAUUUGGAGUUCUUCAAGCUCGUUUUAAAAUCAUCCGUGAACCAGCUCGUUUGUGGGACAUAGCUGAUUUGGGUAUCAUUAUGAGGUCAUGCAUCAUAUUACAUAAUAUGAUUGUUGAGGAUGAACGAGAUACAUUUGCUCAACGUUGGACUGAUUUUGAGCAAUCUGGGGAAGGUGGAUCUAGUACACUGCAACCAUACUCGACCGAGGUGUUACCCGCUUUUGCAAAUCAUGUGCGUGCUAGAUCCGAGUUGCGUGAUUCGAACGUUCAUCACGAACUGCAAGCAGAUCUAGUGAAGCACAUAUGGACAAAGUUUGCAAAUGCUUCGUGAUGGAAGAUGAUUUGUAUCGUACUAAUUACGUUAUUUGUGUGUUGUGUGCUUAGUUUGUUGUCUUGCAUUUUAAGUUAAGAAAAUAAAAUAUAUUAUUGUGUGCUUCGUUUAUCGUCUUCCAUUUUUUAGUUAAGGAAAUAAAAUAAAUUAUUAUCUAUAUUAAAAAAAAUUA